CAAUGGUAAAUAGUAGUGAGUUGCGUUCCCCUGCUUCCCGCUAGAUGGCGAUACUGUUCCCGGUCCAUCACAUCUCUUGUUUACAUUGGAUGCACAACGCAGCGAUUAACAAGAAACGUAAUAUAUAUACCGUCUCUAUAUACACGCGAAAUAUUAAUCAUGAGCGACUCAAAAUACGGCUCCAUGACAAUUAUAGAUCUUAAAAAUGAGCUAAGAAAAAGAAAUGCCAGGAUAACGGGACGAAAACAAGAACUGGUCGACAGACUGGAAGCAUAUGACAGAAACUUCAACUUCGGAAAAGUUGAUUACACUGACCCAGAAUUUUGUAUGCAACUUCCAAGUUACGAUACGUACGCUGACGUAAAUUCUGACACUUCCUUUUCUGGUUUGUCCAUGGAUACCGUUCAUAGUUAUUUUGGGAGGUUUGAGAAGAAAUUUGAAAAUCAUUUUAUUCACCUUUAUGACGACAAUUUCCUGACAUACUACCGUGUAUCCAUCAAUACAGCCUGUACAUUUAUUAAAGGAAACUGUCGUGCAGAGAUGAGAAAGGGUGUUUGUUACACAAUAGAUAUUAAAUUGAGCAAUGAAGGGUCUGUUCUGGAGGCCCAGUGCGAAUGUGCAGCAGGUAUGGGGCCUGAUACACAUUGUAAACAUGUAGCUGCAGUUAUGUAUGGUGCUGUUAUGUUUGCAAAGAAUAAAUUUAUCAAGACAGAGGAAACAUGUACACAACGUUUGCAAACAUUCCACAAGUCUAAAAGAUUCAAAGGCAGUCCCAUUAAAUCUGAUGACCUGAAUUUACCUGGUGCUGAUGAAUUAACAAAUAUUGCUGUUGACCCACGACCUGAAGAAUUCAGAAAUAAUCCAUCUUAUCCUCACUACUUUAGAAAUGUAUGUUUGAAUUUCUCAGGUAUUUCUAAGAUGCCCAUCUAUCAGACAUUUACACCAGCAAAUAUGAUUGCAGUAGCAAAUGACCAUGAUUAUCUUACAUUAUCUCCUGAAGACAACUUUUUGGAAAAAUUACAAAUUACAAAGAUAUCAUAUCUCCAAGUCAGCAACAAAAGGGCAGAGUCUAAACAAAACAUGGAAGGAGGAGAGAGCAAAACGUUUAACAUCUUCGAUAUUUGGUAG
Saccostrea cuccullata (small rock oyster) is the source of this 1128-nucleotide messenger RNA. RefSeq lists its product as uncharacterized. The record is from RefSeq and is a predicted model, not a curated record. The coding region runs from base 160 to 1128 and encodes 322 amino acids. Gene Ontology annotation, molecular function: zinc ion binding. The transcript is spliced from 2 exons. Lineage: Eukaryota; Metazoa; Mollusca; Bivalvia; Ostreida; Ostreidae.